Molecule: messenger RNA, 2911 nt
Organism: Phaethon lepturus (White-tailed tropicbird)
Lineage: Eukaryota; Metazoa; Chordata; Aves; Phaethontiformes; Phaethontidae
Product: disco-interacting protein 2 homolog A
Exons: 17
Cellular component (GO): cell surface
Source: RefSeq, a predicted model, not a curated record
GAUAGCAGUGUUUUCUGUGACCGUUUUGCAUGAUGAUCGAAUAGUGCUUGUGGCAGAGCAGCGCCCUGAUGCAUCAGAGGAGGAUAGUUUUCAGUGGAUGAGCAGGGUUCUACAGGCAAUUGAUAGUAUUCACCAAGUGGGCGUCUACUGUCUUGCCUUGGUGCCAGCCAAUACUUUGCCAAAGGCUCCACUCGGAGGAAUUCAUAUUUCAGAAACCAAGCAGCGCUUUUUAGAGGGUGCUCUGCACCCUUGUAACGUCUUGAUGUGUCCACAUACUUGUGUUACUAACCUGCCCAAGCCUCGACAGAAACAACCAGAUGUUGGUCCUGCUUCAAUGAUAGUAGGAAACCUUGUUGCUGGAAAGAGAAUUGCACAAGCCUCAGGGAGAGAUGUUACCCAGUUGGAGGAUAAUGACCAGGCAAGAAAGUUCCUGUAUUUAGCAGAUGUUCUUCAGUGGCGAGCUCAGACAACUCCAGAUCAUCCCCUCUUCCUUCUGUUGAAUUCCAAGGGCACUGUAGCUAGCACUGCAUCGUGCAUACAGUUGCACAAGAGAGCAGAGAGAGUGGCAGUCGCACUGAUGGAGAAAGGACGACUGAAUGUUGGUGACCAUGUGGCCCUGGUUUAUCCUCCAGGAGUAGACUUGAUAGCAACUUUCUAUGGCUGCUUAUAUGCUGGCUGUAUACCUAUCACCGUUCGCCCACCUCAUCCACAGAAUCUUGCUACCACUCUGCCCACUGUCAAAAUGAUUGUAGAGGUCAGUAAGUCCGCAUGUAUACUGACCACACAAGCGAUAAUGAAACUGCUGAAGUCCAAGGAAGCUGCAACAGCUGUAGAUAUUAAAACAUGGCCCACUAUUUUGGAUACAGAUGAUAUGCCUAAAAAGAAGCUGGCUAGUAUUUUCAGACCUACAUCUCCAGAUAUGUUGGCAUACUUGGACUUCAGUGUGUCUACUACUGGUAUAUUAGCAGGAGUAAAGAUGUCACAUGCAGCUACAAGUGCCUUAUGUCGCUCUAUAAAGCUACAGUGUGAACUGUACCCUUCACGUCAGAUUGCCAUCUGCCUUGACCCUUAUUGUGGCUUGGGAUUUGCACUAUGGUGCUUGUGCAGUGUAUAUUCAGGUCAUCAGUCUAUUCUGGUCCCUCCUCUGGAACUGGAGAGCAAUGUGUCUCUGUGGUUGUCUGCUGUAAGUCAGUAUAAAGUGCGUGUCACGUUCUGCUCCUACUCUGUGAUGGAGAUGUGCACCAAAGGGCUUGGAACACAGACUGAUAUACUCCGGAUGAAAGGAGUUAACCUGUCCUGUGUGCGAACAUGCAUGGUGGUUGCAGAGGAAAGACCAAGGAUUACAUUAACACACUCUUUUUCUAAGUUAUUCAAAGACCUGGGCCUCUCUGCUCGUGCAGUGAGCACUACAUUUGGGUGCAGGGUCAAUGUAGCGAUUUGCUUACAGGGAACAACAGGACCAGAUCCAACAACAGUCUAUGUAGAUAUGAGAGCACUUCGACAUGACAGGGUGCGUUUGGUAGAGAGAGGUUCUCCACACAGUCUGCCGCUUAUGGAGUCUGGGAAGAUUCUUCCAGGGGUAAAGGUCAUCAUAGCACACACAGAAACCAAGGGACCUCUGGGAGACUCACAUUUAGGAGAGAUAUGGGUGAGCAGUCCGCACAAUGCUACUGGUUACUACACAGUGUAUGGAGAAGAAGCACUGCACGCUGAUCACUUUACUGCUCGCUUGAGUUUUGGAGACACUCAGACCAUAUGGGCUCGGACUGGUUACCUUGGCUUUCUGCGCAGAACAGAACUUACUGAUGCUAGUGGAGAGAGGCAUGAUGCCCUGUAUGUGGUAGGCUCUUUGGAUGAAACACUGGAGCUCAGAGGAAUGAGGUACCAUCCCAUUGAUAUAGAGACCUCUGUAAUAAGAGCACAUAAGAGCAUUGCAGAAUGUGCUGUGUUUACAUGGACGAACUUGCUGGUGGUGGUUGUGGAAUUAGAAGGCUCAGAACAAGAAGCGUUGGACCUGGUCGCACUGGUAACAAAUGUGGUUCUGGAGGAGCAUUAUCUUAUAGUAGGUGUUGUAGUCAUUGUGGACCCCGGCGUUAUUCCUAUCAAUUCCCGUGGUGAGAAACAACGAAUGCACUUAAGAGACGGAUUUUUAGCUGACCAGUUGGAUCCUAUUUACGUUGCCUACAACAUGUGAAAACAGAAAAUCACAUCAAGGCUAAAGCACCAAAUUCAAGGGACUUUCUGACUAAUAACAUUGGAAUCCAUUUUCUGUGUUUUUAAAAGCUGUUGAAGACCUUAGGAAAAUGGAGAUACUAAUCUUCACAGACCUUCAUCUCUCGGAUUGCAUUUGCUUUCAUAAAUCCAUUGUAACAGUUACAGCUGUCUUGAGACGGAGAGUUUACUGGAAUUCCUGAAGGAAGCUUCUUAGAACUAUCAUGGACCAAUGUUUUUUUACAAUAAUUAUGAAUGUCAGUACUUGAUGCACUGCAUAAAAGGACAUAAAGUGGGGUGGGGAGAGAACACCAGCUAUGAGGAGGACUCUUGGAAAUAAUGCUGAAGUAGUGAGUAACCGUUCGGAGUUCACCCUCCAUGUGAUUGUUUGCAAUAUAUUGGCAGUAUCUGGGUUGGGACAUAACUUUCAAGAUUGCACACAUCUACCAUAUUCUCUACUGUACUGAAAGGAAUUUUGCACAUAUUUGAGAUUUUAAAAUGCAGCCUUUUUAUUUUAAAUCACUGACUCAUCCCUAUUCAGAAGAAACAAAUUCAUUCUGAUCCCAGAUUCGAUGUAACAACAAUUAUGCUGCUGUUCAGCUUUUUUGCCAAGCAAAAACAAAUACUGAAACUCUAACAAGGUUACUUAUCAUGCCAUGCUGGACUCUGUAAUGCUAUAAACUUUAUAAUAAAAUAUAAA